GCCGCUCCCCUGUGAGGCUGCGGACCCAGAGCAGCGGCCGCAGGUCCAGGCGCCAUGGCUGCGGAGCGGACCCGGCCGCUGCGACGCUCUGGCGGCCCGAGCGCGCCUAGUUGGUGUGAGCCCGGCGCGAGGUCCCGGGCCCCGGGGCGCUCGCUCAGGUAAAUAUUUCCAUAACCUUAUGGAGAGAAAGGACUUUGAGACAUGGCUUGAUAACAUUUCUGUUACAUUUCUUUCUCUGACGGACUUGCAGAAAAAUGAAACUCUGGAUCACCUGAUUAGUCUGAGUGGGGCAGUCCAACUCAGGCAUCUCUCCAAUAGCCUGGAGACCCUCCUCAAGCGGGACUUCCUCAGACUCCUUCCCCUGGAGCUCAGUUUUUAUUUGCUAAAAUGGCUCGAUCCUCAGACUUUACUCACAUGCUGCCUAGUCUCUAAGCAGUGGAAUAAGGUGAUAAGUGCCUGUACAGAGGUGUGGCAGAUUGCGUGUAAAAAUUUGGGCUGGCAGAUAGAUGAUUCUGUUCAGGACGCGUUGCACUGGAAGAAGGUUUACUUGAAGGCUAUUUUGAGGAUGAAGCAACUGGAGGAUCAUGAAGCCUUUGAGACCUCAUCAUUAAUUGGACAUAGUGCCAGAGUGUAUGCACUUUACUACAAAGAUGGACUUCUCUGUACAGGGUCAGAUGACUUGUCUGCAAAGCUGUGGGAUGUAAACACAGGGCAGUGUGUUUAUGGCAUCCAGACCCACACUUGUGCAGCUGUGAAGUUCGAUGAACAGAAACUUGUGACAGGCUCCUUUGACAACACCGUGGCCUGCUGGGAAUGGAGUUCCGGAGCCAGGACCCAGCACUUCCGGGGGCACACAGGGGCUGUGUUCAGUGUGGACUACAGUGAUGAACUGGAUAUUUUGGUGAGUGGCUCUGCGGACUUCGCUGUGAAAGUAUGGGCUUUAUCUGCUGGGACAUGCCUGAACACACUCACUGGGCAUACUGAAUGGGUCACCAAGGUGGUUUUGCAGAAGUGCAAAGUCAAGUCUCUCUUGCACAGCCCUGGAGACUACAUCCUCUUAAGUGCGGACAAAUAUGAGAUCAAGGUAAGUCUUCUCCCUCCAUAAUUUAUCUCAUAUAAAAACUACAGAGGUGGGGCU
Molecule: messenger RNA, 1138 nt
Organism: Psammomys obesus (fat sand rat)
Lineage: Eukaryota; Metazoa; Chordata; Mammalia; Rodentia; Muridae
Gene: Fbxw2
Product: F-box and WD repeat domain containing 2
Exons: 6
Coding region: 179-1105 (308 amino acids)
Molecular function (GO): protein binding
Source: RefSeq, a predicted model, not a curated record